This is a messenger RNA of Eutrema salsugineum, 1371 nucleotides long. RefSeq names its product putative F-box protein At3g58860. The record is from RefSeq and is a predicted model, not a curated record. The coding region runs from base 10 to 1371 and encodes 453 amino acids. The transcript has 3 exons. Lineage: Eukaryota; Viridiplantae; Streptophyta; Magnoliopsida; Brassicales; Brassicaceae. Gene Ontology annotation, molecular function: protein binding.
CCGGUGAAGAUGGAUCUCUUCAGCAAGUUACCGGACCCGGUUAUUUCUCACAUCUUGUCCUUUUUUCCAACAACAAAGGAGGCUGCGAGGACAUCGGUUCUCGCAAAGAGAUGGCGUAAUCUGUUUGCAUUUGUCCCUAAUCUCGAUCUCGAUGACUCUGUCUUUCUUGAUCCUCAAGAAGGUAAACGGGAAAAGGAAGGCAUCCUUCAGAGUUUCAUGAGUUUUGUGGAUAGGGUAUUGGCAUUGCAAGGUGAUUCUCCCAUUAAGAAAUUCUCACUCAAUGUUAAAACCGGUAUUGAUCCUUCUUGUGUGGAUCAUUGGAUAUGCAAUGUGCUGCGACGUGGUGUUACUCACCUUGAUCUGUUCAUUGAAAUUGGAGAGGAAUAUUCGCUGCCUCGUGAGAUAUCUGUUAGUAAGACAUUAGUUGAGCUUAAAACUGGAUAUGGAGUUGAUCUUUAUUCGUGGGACGAUGACAUUUUCUUACCGAUGCUUAAGACUCUUGUUCUUGAUACGGUUGGGUUUGGUAGGGGUCAGUUUCAGACACUUCUUCCUGCUUGUCCUGCCCUUGAGGAACUAAUGCUGCUUAAUAUGGUGUGGAGAGAUAGGAAUGAGGUUUUUUCAAGUUCAAGCCUCAAGAAGCUAAAGAUUACUUCUGAAGAAGGCUGUUUAGGCACUUUCUCAUUCGAUACUCCGAAUCUUGUUUUCUUAGACUACUAUGAUUUGGUUGCGGAUGAUUACCCAUUAGUUAACUUGCAAAACUUAGAGGAGGCUGGACUCAGCCUUGCACUUACUCAAGAUCGUCUCGGUCAAUCACUCAGUGUGUGGAAUCUUAUUCACGGCAAACGAAAUGUUAAGAUACUUCACUUAUCUGCUGUUGCUUUCGAGAUGCUUUCUCUUUGCUGCAGUGAAGCCAUGCCGGCUUUCAAAAACCUUACACUCUUAAAUAUUAAGACUGUCAUGAUUCAAGGAUGGCAAGCAAUGCCACUUCUUCUAAGGAGCUGUACAAAUCUAGAAACUCUAUACCUUGGGGGUCUCUUACACACCGUUACAGAGAGAUGUGGAUACGUUUGUGACUGCAUCUCUAGGAAGAACAAAGGUCGUUUUCUCAAGUCUUGUCACGUGAAGAAGAUACAGAUUCAAGACUUUAGAGGAACACCGAGAGAGAUGGGAAUGAUAAAGCAUUUCUUGGACUAUCUUCCGAGUUUGAAAGAGAUGGUGAUAGUUGCCGAAGAAAAUGAAGCAACAUUCUUCGAGAUCCCUAAAUGGUUAGAUAUUAUAGAGGACACGCUGAAACAUUACAACGAGACAUCGAGAUGCAAUGUCUUUUUCAGGGUUCACGCUUUCUUGUACUGGAAAUGGACUCGACAGUAG